Molecule: messenger RNA, 807 nt
Organism: Darwinula stevensoni
Lineage: Eukaryota; Metazoa; Arthropoda; Ostracoda; Podocopida; Darwinulidae
Source: the annotation of a GenBank genome assembly
AUGAUUCAAUAUGGUGAAGCUGAUGUGAUGGUUGCAGGUGGUAGUGAGGGUGCGGUGUCGCCUUUAGGAAUUGGUCGGGAUGGUUUUGUGAUGGGCGAAGGUGGUGGUGUUCUAGUGUUGGAAGAAUACGAACAUGCCAAGCGUCGUGGUGCAAAGAUCUAUGCCGAACUGAUCGGUUACGGUCGUUCUGCUGAUGCCAAUCAUAUGACAGCUCCUUGUGCCGAUGGUGAUGGAGCGCGCCGAGCCAUGGAUCUUGCCAUCAAAGAUGCCAAGAUUGCACCUGAACAAGUUCAAUAUAUUAACGCACAUGAGCGAGGCGGUGUUUUGGCUGGAGAUAUUAUUUUAUCAGUGGAUAAUCAACCUGUUAUGCAACCGACCGAUGUGGUACGUGCUAUUUCUGAAACAAAACCUGGUGAAUCGGCUCAACUGCGGAUUUAUCGUCAAGGACAAUAUCGCAACUUGACAUUAAAGGUUGAAGAGCUGCAACAAGAUCAGAAAGUAGCCAGUGCUGGCGGCAAAGGAGGGGAAGCCUCUAAGGUGGAUGAACUUGGGCUAAGUGUUGCCGAUAACACCAAACCGAUUGCUCGGAACAUGCCUAAAGGUGUCGUGGUUAAAAAAGCGAUCAAUAAUGCUGCUCAAGCAGGUAUUCGAGUGGGCUUUGUUGUUCUGCGAGUCGGCGAUGAAGAUAUUAACUCGGUGACGGAUUAUCACAAUGCGAUCAAAGCUUACAAAGGCAGCGAUGCGAUCCCAUUGAUGGUAUUUGACGGUCAGCGAGUUGCCUAUGCCUUAGUGGAUGCACGAGGCUAA